AGCCCGGGCUCAGUCAGCGCCGCCGCCGCCGUGAAUAUGGAGCCCCCGGGCACCCUCACUGGGCCCCGCCUGGCAGCGAGACUGCUGGUGCUCACGCUCCUGCUGGGAGCGCACCCAGGUACCCAGGCUGAGGUGCGCUUAUCUGUGCCCCCUCUGGUGGAGGUGAUGAAAGGGGACUCGGUCACCCUGGACUGUACCCUCUUGGAGGCCCUUGACCGUUUUGUGCUGGAAUGGUUCCUGCCUGACCCUUCUGGGGUCCGCCACCUGCUGGCGUCGGCCGAGUGGCAGGGUUCCCAGUUCCACAACAAGGUGCAAGACUCCAGGGGCCGCAGCACCCCCUACCUGUUGGACUCCCAAGGGCGCCUGGUGCUGACCGAGGCCCAGGUGGGCGACGAGCGGGACUAUGUGUGCGUGGUGAGGGCGGGGGCCGCGGGCACCGCGGAGGCCACCGUGAGGCUCCAUGUGUUCGCCAUACCAGAGGCCACCGAGGUCGCCCCCAACAAAGGAACACUGUCUGUGAUGGAUGACUUUGCCCAGGAGAUCGCCACCUGCACCAGCCUCAAUGGGAACCCAGUCCCCCAGAUCACAUGGUAUCGGAAUGGGCAGCUUCUGGAGGUGCCUAUGGAGGUGAAGUCAGAGGGCUACACAACCAGCCGCACUGUGCGGGAGGCCUCGGGGCUGCAGUCCCUCACCAGCACCCUCUACCUGCGGCUCCACAAGGCCGACCGGGACUCCAGCUUCCACUGCUCCGCUCACUACAAGCUGCCCAACGGCCGCCAAGGCCACCUGGAGAGCCCCCACUUCCACCUCACCCUGCACUAUCCCACGGAGCACGUGCAGUUCUGGGUGGGCAGCCCGGCCACCACAGAGGGCUGGGUGCGCGAGGGGGACCCUGUCCAGCUGUUCUGCCGGGGGGACGGCAGCCCCAGUCUGGAGUACACGUUUUUCCGCCUUCAGGACAAGCAGGAGAACGUGCUGAAAACAAAUUUUGAGGGGAACUUGACCCUGGAGGGGGUGCAGCGGAGCCAGAGCGGGACCUACGGCUGCAGGGUGGAGGACUACGACGCGGCGGAGGACGCGGAGCUCUCCCAGACCCUGGAGCUGCGUGUGGCCUACCUGGACCCCUUGGAGCUCAGCACCGGGGAGGAGCUUUUUUUGCCCCUGGGCAGCAAUACUACUGCCAACUGCUCUGUUCGAGGACUGCCUGCUCCUGCCCUCCGCUGGACCAAGGACUCGGUACCCCUGGAGGACGGCCCCACACUCUCACUCAACAGCAUCACCUUCGACUCCGCGGGCACCUACAUAUGUGAGGCCUCCAUGCCCACAGUGCCCCUCCUCAGCCGCACCCGGGGCGUCAAGCUGCUGGUCCAAGGACCCCCGGAGCUGAGGCAGGAGGAGACUCAGCCCCAGGCGGAGGGCAGCUGGAGGGAAGGAGAUGAAGUCACGCUGAUCUGCUCUGCUCGAGGCUACCCAGAACCCAAACUCACCUGGAGCUCUUCGUAUGACCGUUCAGCAGAACCAGCCCCUGGGGGCCAGGGCUGGGUGAGCAGCUCCCUGACCCUGAAGGUGACCAGUGCCCUGAGCCGAGAAGGUGUGUCCUGCACGGCCUCCAACCCCUAUGGGAACGCUCGGCACGUCUUCCACUUCGGCACUGUGACCCCCCAGGCUGCCCAGGCCGGAGUGGCCGUCUUAGCCGUGGCCGUCAGCGUGGGCCUCCUGCUGCUUGUCAUUGCUGCCUUCUACUGCAUGAGACGCAAGGGGCGCCCUGGAUGCUGCCGGAGCGGGGAGAAGGGGGCUCCGCCACCUGGGGAGCCAGAGCUGAGCCGCGCAGGGUCAGAGCGACCAGAACAGACUGGCCUUCUUAUGGGAGGCGCCUCUGGAGGAGCCAAGCGGGGCAGUGGGGGCUUCGGAGACGAGUGCUGAGCCCUGGGGACUCCUAGAAGCCUCACUGGACCUGGAGUUGCAGGCACCAAGAACCAACCCUGCUCAAGCCUCUUCCCGCCCCCUCCUUCCCAUCCUUCCGCCUUCCCUCUCAGUCUCAGUCGGCCCUCCCUUCCUUCCUCUGCUGGCUGGGGACCUCUCCAGCGCCUGCCUGCCUGCCUGCCUGCCUGCCUGCCUGCCUGCCUGCAGGGAGGGAGAGAGGGUGGUGGGAGGGGACCUUCCUCCUGGGAAUGUGACUCUCCCAGGCCCCAGAAUAGCUCCUGGACACAAGCCCAGGGCGGGGCCUGGGACAAGGCUGAGGGUCGGCCACUGGCUAUUUUUACCUCCAGCCUCCAUUGCUGUCCCCCACCUGACGUCCUACGGCAUAGUCUUGACACUGGAUCCCCACCCCCACCCCCUCAUCUGUGGACACUGGAGUCUGGAAUAAAUGCUGUCUGUCACCUCGACACCA
Condylura cristata (star-nosed mole) is the source of this 2392-nucleotide messenger RNA. It is a transcript of the gene BCAM, whose product is annotated as basal cell adhesion molecule (Lutheran blood group). Lineage: Eukaryota; Metazoa; Chordata; Mammalia; Eulipotyphla; Talpidae. The transcript is spliced from 15 exons. The coding region runs from base 37 to 1923 and encodes 628 amino acids. The record is from RefSeq and is a predicted model, not a curated record. Gene Ontology annotation, cellular component: plasma membrane.